UUCAACAGAUGAUUACCUUAGGAGGGGAUGCUGAGUUGGAGCUGGUUGAUAGUCUGGAUCCAUUCUCAGAAGGCAUUGUGUUCAGUGUCCGCCCAAAGGACAAGACAUGGAAAAACAUCUCAAAUCUUUCAGGAGGGGAGAAAACCCUGAGUUCUCUUGCACUGGUAUUUGCUUUACAYAGAUACAGGCCAACCCCUCUAUAUGUCAUGGAUGAGAUCGAUGCGGCUCUUGACUUUAAAAACGUAUCUAUUGUUGCUCAUUACAUCAAGGAAAUGACUUUGAAUGCACARUUCCUUAUCAUCAGUCUUCGUAGCAACAUGUUUGAGUUAGCAAAUCAUUUGGUAGGAGUCUACAARACCUUUGAUUGCAGUAAGAGUAUCACAAUCAAUCCAGAGAAAAUUGCUUCAAAGAAGGGUUAAACUUACCAGACCAACCAAAUUCAAAAUAUUUAACAACAGUAAUAGUCCAACAUUCACUAGUUGAAGUUCRAWUCAGACCUUGAAAUCCAUUGUAAACUUUGAUUUCGUGUGARAGGGAGUUGUUAACAAAUGGCAGUUGUUGGGCACAUAAAACUAAUCCAACAGUAUGAUAUUGAUACUAUAUCCUUUGAGGUCAUCRAGGUCUUUUGGAUGAUUUAAUUAUUGUAUGGUGUAAACAAUAGUGUACUAUGCUAAUCUGGCAUAUCGAGAAUAAACAAUUUAAACAGUAACCUGA
Exaiptasia diaphana is the source of this 714-nucleotide messenger RNA. RefSeq names its product structural maintenance of chromosomes protein 4. The record is from RefSeq and is a predicted model, not a curated record. Gene Ontology annotation, biological process: mitotic chromosome condensation. The coding region runs from base 9 to 419 and encodes 136 amino acids. NCBI's taxonomy places the organism in Eukaryota, Metazoa, Cnidaria, Anthozoa, Actiniaria, Aiptasiidae. The transcript is spliced from 4 exons.